Arctia plantaginis is the source of this 696-nucleotide messenger RNA. The record is from the annotation of a GenBank genome assembly. Lineage: Eukaryota; Metazoa; Arthropoda; Insecta; Lepidoptera; Erebidae.
AUGUACCGGCGACUCAUCGAGUUCUACAAGGAGGGCAGGAUCUCCUUCAAAUACGUCACCACGUUCAACAUGGACGAGUAUGUCGGUCUGCCGCGCGACCACCCUGAGUCCUACCACUACUACAUGUGGAACGAGUUCUUCAAGCACGUUGAUAUUGAUCCCGCCAACGCACACGUACUGGACGGCAACGCGACCGACCUCGUCGCCGAGUGCACGCGCUUCGAGGAACUGAUCAAGCAGGCCGGCGGCGUGCACCUGUUCAUCGGAGGUAUUGGGCCUGACGGACACAUCGCCUUCAACGAGCCGGGCUCCUCGCUCGUCUCGCGCACCAGGGUCAAGACCCUGGCUUACGACACGCUGGAGGCCAACAAGCGUUUCUUUGGUAAUGACAUCAGCAAAGUGCCGCGGCAAGCGCUAACCGUCGGGGUCGGCACCGUCAUGGACGCAAAAGAGGUCAUGAUCUUAAUCACGGGCGUGCACAAGUCGCUGGCGCUGGCCAAGGCGGUGGAGGAGGGUGUGAACCACAUGUGGACAGUGUCCGCCUUCCAGCAGCACCCGCAGACGCUUUUCGUUUGCGACGAGGACGCCACGCUCGAGCUGCGAGUCAAGACCGUUAAGUAUUUCAAGGCGCUGAGCGACGAGCACCAGAAGAUGAUCGAGGACGUGCCGGUCGAGGAGCAGCGCGUCAUUCACUAG